UGGUUGCAUAGGUGGGCAAAAGCAUCAUCAGCAUCAGGUAAAAAGAGAGAGAAAGAGAGAGAGAAUGGGAAAAAUGGUUAACGAGGAGCAACAGAAGCAAUCGCAGAAGCAGGAAUUUCGAAAGGGUCCAUGGACGGAGCAGGAGGACUUGAAGUUAGUUUCAUUUGUGGGGCUGUUUGGAGACAGGAAAUGGGACUUUAUAGCAAAGGUUUCAGGUUUGAAGGUGGCGGGAGACACUUGAUAGGUAAUGCUUAUUUGGGCAUGAUGCUUUUUGAAACCGCCACUCCCUUUAACCACCCAAUUCUAUAUGUUUUCGUUGUAGGUCUCAAUCGAACUGGUAAGAGCUGCCGCCUCCGCUGGGUUAACUACCUCCACCCCGGCCUCAAACGUGGCAAGCUCACUCCCUUUGAAGAGAAGCUUGUCUUGGACCUCCACUCCAAGUGGGGCAAUAGAUGGUCAAGAAUUGCCCGGAAGCUGCCCGGGCGCACGGACAACGAGAUCAAGAAUUACUUUAGGACUCACAUGAGGAAGAAGGCUCAAGAGGAGAAGCGCGCGCUUGCAUCACCAAGUUCUUCAAGCUGCCAUUCCUCACUCUCUUCAAACAACAACAACAACCAAGCUGUUGAUUCGCAUGCUUCCAAGAAAGCUGGAGAAGAGAGCUUCUAUGACACAGGGGGGCCGGUCAUGACUGUGGACUGCUCAACCGAUUUGAAGGAAGAAGAAGGGUUCUCCAUGGAUGAUAUAUGGAAAGAUAUUGAGCUUUGUGAAGAGAAGAACAUUGUUGUUUAUGAUGGGAAUAAGAGUGAAGAGGGUUGCAACUUCUCAAGUCCACCAUCAUGGGAGUAUUCUUCUGACCCACUUUGGGUGAUGGAUGAACAAAGUGUGUUAUUCCCAACUAGUGACCCAUAUUUUUCCUCAUUUCUAACUGGCUAAUCAUCACUACCAUUUAUUCUUUUUCCCCCAACAUCAUCAAAUAUUUUGUUCAUAUAUAGUAAUGUGUGUGCUUUUAGUAUUAAGAAACAAAGUCUCUAACAUGUGUAUAGCUAGCACCAUAUAAUAGUUCCUCCAAGUUUAUGGCAUGCUUUAUUUCUAGCUACUAGAUAUAGUGUGAUAUAGCAGAAAUAAAUUAUAAUAGCCGCAAGAGUAACUACUACUACUCUAUCUAUAGUUUCUUAUGUCAAUGUCCCAAUGCCUUGCUUAUCUACUUUCAAAAGAAGGCAUCUCCAAUAUGAAUAUGUUAUGUUCUGUUAUGAAUGUAAAAUAUCAAGCACUUGUUUAUUUUAUUGUUUC
Messenger RNA from Arachis ipaensis, 1290 nucleotides. RefSeq names its product transcription factor MYB48. Gene Ontology annotation, biological process: regulation of DNA-templated transcription. NCBI's taxonomy places the organism in Eukaryota, Viridiplantae, Streptophyta, Magnoliopsida, Fabales, Fabaceae. Gene Ontology annotation, cellular component: nucleus. The record is from RefSeq and is a predicted model, not a curated record. Gene Ontology annotation, molecular function: sequence-specific DNA binding; DNA-binding transcription factor activity.